Nyctereutes procyonoides (raccoon dog) is the source of this 1397-nucleotide messenger RNA. It is a transcript of the gene MMP23B, whose product is annotated as matrix metallopeptidase 23B. The transcript is spliced from 8 exons. Gene Ontology annotation, molecular function: metalloendopeptidase activity; zinc ion binding. Lineage: Eukaryota; Metazoa; Chordata; Mammalia; Carnivora; Canidae. Gene Ontology annotation, cellular component: extracellular matrix. Gene Ontology annotation, biological process: collagen catabolic process; extracellular matrix organization; proteolysis. The record is from RefSeq and is a predicted model, not a curated record. The coding region runs from base 170 to 1351 and encodes 393 amino acids.
GUCCACACUCCAGGCAGGCGGCGAGGCUGUCCUGACGGCGGGACGGCCAGCUGGUUCCCUUCAGGGGCGCGCCUCCCCCAGCACCCACCCCUGUAACCGGAGCCGAUUGCAGCGCCUCCCCGCCCAGCCCCAGUGGGCUCUAGGCCCCGACAGCGAGUCCGCAGGCGCCAUGGGCCUCGGGGCCUGCGUGUCCUCAGCAGCGGGGGCCCAAGCCCAGGCUCGCUGGCUGAGAGCUGUGCUGGGCGCCCUGUGCCUGCUGCCGGUGCUCCUGCUGCUGGCGCGGCCCGGGGCCCCUGCAGCCCGGCUGGGGGCCAGCGCAGCACAGGGAGACCUCGCUGCACCCUACCCUGUGGGUGUCUUCGCCACCCCAGGACCCAGUCCCCUGCCCCUCCAGGCACCCCGCAGACGCCGCUACACGCUGACCCCAGCCAGGCUGCGCUGGGACCACUUCAACCUCACCUACAGGAUCCUCUCCUUCCCACGGAACCUGCUGAGCCCCAGUGAGACCCGGCGGGGCCUGGCCACUGCCUUUCGCAUGUGGAGUGACGUGUCCCCCUUCAGCUUCCGAGAGGUGGCCCCUGAGCAGCCCAGCGACCUGCGCAUAGGCUUCUACCCGGUCAACCAUACGGACUGCCUGGUCUCCGCGCUGCACCACUGCUUCGAUGGCCCAACAGGCGAGCUGGCUCACGCCUUCUUUCCCCCGCACGGCGGCAUCCACUUUGAUGACAGUGAAUACUGGGUCCUGGGGCCCACACGCUACAGCUGGAAGAAAGGCGUUUGGCUCACUGACCUGGUGCACGUGGCGGCCCAUGAGAUUGGCCAUGCGCUGGGCCUGAUGCACUCACAGCAUGGCCGGGCACUCAUGCACCUUAAUGCCACUCUGCGUGGCUGGAAGACCCUGUCGCAGGAUGAGCUGUGGGGGCUGCACCGACUCUAUGGCUGCCUAGACCGGCUAUUCGUGUGCACAUCCUGGGCUCGGAGGGGAUUUUGUGACACCCGCCGGAGGCUCAUGAAGAGGCUCUGCCCCAGCAGCUGUGACUUCUGCUAUGAGUUCCCCUUCCCCACGGUGGCCGCCACUGCACCACCACCCAGGACCAAGACCAGGCUGGUGCCUGAGGGCCGGAACGUGACCUUUCGAUGUGGCCAGAAGAUCCUUCACAAGAAAGGCAAAGUGUACUGGUACAAGGACCAGGAACCCCUGGAGUUCUCCUACCCUGGCUACCUGGCGCUGGGCGAGGCACAUCUGAGCAUCAUUGCCAACGCCAUCAACGAGGGCACGUACACGUGUGUGGUGCGCCGGCGGCAGCGUGUACUCAGCACCUACUCCUGGCGAGUCCGAGUGCGGGGCUGAAUGUCCUGCCAGGCUGAGGCUGCUGAUAAAGCACUUAUUCUCUGAA